AUGCAAUCAUGUCUGAACUACGAUCACGCAACUCAGAUAUUCCUUGACUCAGCCUGCCAGAGAUGUCGGAAGCUUAAAGCAAAGUGUGUAGUUCUCCUUCCAAGAGACAUCAAGUGUGCUCGCUGUGUGCAAGACCUCGCAGGUAUGUGGAGCAAUGUAGUUGGAGUUGCAUAUUCUUAUUUCAUAUCAGUUAUGUCCAAGCGGGGACCACGAAAAGGAUAUCUGCGCGAGAUUGAGAACAGGCUACGUCGAGUAGAGGGUCUUUUAACGCAAAUCAUGACUUCUCAAGACCCCCACGCGAAGGAAUUGAUGGUCACGCUCUGGAACGAUCCUUCGGCACGUAUCGUGCUGAGUGAGGUGGAUUCAGGCCCUUUCGGCCAUACUGGGAAGCAAUUGCCGGAAGCUCGUACAACCAAAUCCCAACUUUUAGCUCCGUUCUACAUGGAAGAACGCCCUGAUAAGGGUUGGAGAGUUGACUUUGAACUGACCGAACGAGCAAACGACAAGGCUGACAUCGCAGCUGCACAGCAACAGGAGAAUACUCCACUGCAGUUCACGUCUACAUUCUCAUCCAACGCACACUUCCUGCUGGCGCCGAAGAAAGCUAGCUCUCUGGGGCGAUUGUAUUCUCUACAUCGGCCUGGGCCCACCGACCGCGAGAGUCGCAUCAAGCAGGGUACAUCGCCACAAGAAUCGGGAGCUCUCAUGGAGCGCGUGGAUAGCCCCGGAGUGACGCCAAACGAGCAGCUUGCGCGGGCAUCAUCCGUAACGUCUUCCAAGAAGCGUGCAAUUGAGGAUCGGAGCGGCAGCGACAACCAGCACCAAACAGCCAAGCGAAUCAAGAUGACUCACCACACGGACCAGAAUUUCGGACAUUAUUCGUCAAGUGCUUCUCUUGCUGGCAAUGGCACAUCGACACCCCUUGCACACCGAGUGUUAUUUCCCAUAGAAGCUAGAGGGGAAUCGCGCUAUGUCGUGAGCAGAUCGUACGCGGAAGGGCCUUCUGUUAGAUUAGGGAUGCAGAAUAUGCGACUUAUUCGAUGGGCAUUGCGGUUAUUCACGAUCUCAGCCAGUUCUUAA
Laetiporus sulphureus 93-53 is the source of this 1080-nucleotide messenger RNA. RefSeq lists its product as uncharacterized. Gene Ontology annotation, molecular function: DNA-binding transcription factor activity, RNA polymerase II-specific; zinc ion binding. Bases 1 to 1080 code for a protein of 359 amino acids. Gene Ontology annotation, biological process: regulation of DNA-templated transcription. The record is from RefSeq and is a predicted model, not a curated record. Lineage: Eukaryota; Fungi; Basidiomycota; Agaricomycetes; Polyporales; Laetiporaceae. The transcript is spliced from 7 exons.